This is a messenger RNA of Neomonachus schauinslandi (Hawaiian monk seal), 2134 nucleotides long. RefSeq names its product solute carrier family 41 member 3 (gene SLC41A3). The record is from RefSeq and is a predicted model, not a curated record. Gene Ontology annotation, cellular component: plasma membrane. Bases 1 to 1446 code for a protein of 481 amino acids. The transcript has 10 exons. Gene Ontology annotation, molecular function: monoatomic cation transmembrane transporter activity. Gene Ontology annotation, biological process: monoatomic cation transport. Lineage: Eukaryota; Metazoa; Chordata; Mammalia; Carnivora; Phocidae.
AUGGAUGGGACGGAGACCCGACAGCGGCGGCCAGAGGAGCUGGUUCUGCCACACAAACUCAGUCCUGGAAGACUCUCUGCAGCCUCAGAAGAUGGACCUCUGAGUGAAUCUGAGAGCCAAAGGGCGGUCCCUAAACCACUGGGGACUGAGCUCAGCAGGGAAACUGCCUUGUCCAUUGGCCUUCAGGUGGUAGUGCCCUUCAUGUUUGCAGGACUGGGACUCUCCGGGGCUGGUAUACUUUUGAACUAUUUCCAGCAUUGGCCCGUGUUUGUAGAGGUUAAAGACCUAUUGACGUUGGUGCCACCCCUGGUGGGCCUGAAGGGGAACCUGGAAAUGACGCUGGCGUCACGACUCUCCACAGCUGCCAACACUGGACAAAUUGAUGAUCCCCAGGAGCAGCACAGAGUUAUUAGCAGUAACCUCGCCCUCAUUCAGGUGCAGGCCACCGUCGUGGGGCUCCUGGCUGCCGUGGCCGCCCUGCUGCUGGGCGCUGUGUCUAGGGAGGAGUUAGAUGUGGCAAAGGUGGAGUUGCUGUGUGCCAGCAGCGUCAUCACCGCCUUCCUCGCCGCCUUUGCCCUCGGAAUGCUGAUGGUUUGUAUAGUGAUUGGCGCUCGGAAGCUCGGGCUCAACCCAGACAAUAUUGCCACACCUAUUGCUGCCAGCCUGGGAGACCUCACUACAUUGUCCCUUUUGGCUUUUGUCAGCAGCUUCUUCUACAAAUACAAAGACAAUCGAUAUCUGACGUCGCUGGUGUGUAUUGGCUUCAUGGCCCUGAUCCCCGUGUGGGUCCUCAUUGCCAAGCAGAACCCACCCAUCAUGAAGAUCCUGAAAUUUGGGUGGUUCCCAAUCAUCCUAGCGAUGGUCAUCAGCAGUUUCGGAGGGCUCAUCUUGAACAAAACUAUUUCUAAACAGCAGUACCAAGGCAUGGCCAUAUUUACUCCCAUCAUAUGUGGUGUUGGUGGCAAUCUGGUGGCCAUUCAGACCAGCCGGAUCUCCACCUACCUGCACAUGUGGAGCACGCCUGGUGUUCUCCCCCUCUGGAUGAAACAGUUCUGGCCUAACCCAUGCUCCACUUUUUGCACCUCAGAAAUUAAUUCCAUAUCAGCCCGAGUCCUGCUCUUUCUGGUGGUUCCGGGCCAUCUGAUUUUCUUCUACAUCAUCUACUUGUUGGAAGGCCAUUUGGUCCCAGACAGUAAGAUCUUUGUGGUGUUCUAUCUGCUAGCAAGCCUGAUCCAGGUGACGAUUCUCCUGUACCUGGCAGAAGUGAUGGUUCGGCUGACAUGGCACCAGGCCCUGGAUCCAGACAACCACUGUAUCCCCUAUCUCACAGGGUUGGGGGACCUCCUAGGGACUGGCCUUCUGACACUCUGCUUUCUUAUCAACUGGUUAUUGAGGAGUGAAGCAGGGCUGGAUGGCUUCUCAGAACCAGCAUCUGGACCUCCCUAAUGAGCCCAGGCAGCCCCAGUUGCUCAGUAGAAUUUUCCUUCACACCAGCAGGGUACAGAAUACAGUUUCUCCCUGCCUGGGUCCUCAGGAAAGAUGGUUGACACCCUGCCUCUGCAGUGGCCCUUUGUCAGUCUGCUAAGGACACUAACACACAUCUUGACUCUGGAGUUGGAACCUGAGCCUGUGAGGGUGAGGGAGGCCUGAAAUCAGAAGCAUUGUUUGUGUGUGAAUGUGACUGCAUGUUCCCGGACAUAAGUUCACACCCAUGUGCUUGGUGAGUGCAAAUGAGUGUGCAUGUAUGUGUGGAGAGCAGGGGACUCUGGCCUGAAGAUGCUGAAGGAAGAGACAUGUCCAGUGCACUUGGGAGAUAUGCUGGCACUGUUCUGUGCCCAUGCAGCCUGGAUUGGGGAGGAGCAGGAAUGAGAUGCCUUCUGUGCCCAAGCCUCAGGACUGAGCUGUGGCUUAAGCACAGUCUUCACUAGCUCUGAGCUUCGUUGGCCAUUUUGCCAGUGUGCCUGCAAAUGUGCAGCCCUUCCCAAGACAGCCCUUCCUUGCACACCCUUCAUCUGCUCCCAGUAUUUAAUCCUGUUAAUGUUUUUUCUCUUUUUCUUCCUUUUAUGUUUAAGCAAAACUUCUGUUUAGAUUUUAAUGAUCAGAGAAGUAUAAAAUAAAACAUAGAUUAUAUUAU